This is a messenger RNA of Dicentrarchus labrax (European seabass), 1503 nucleotides long. Its product is annotated as H-2 class I histocompatibility antigen, L-D alpha chain-like. Gene Ontology annotation, biological process: immune response. Lineage: Eukaryota; Metazoa; Chordata; Actinopteri; Moronidae. The record is from RefSeq and is a predicted model, not a curated record. Bases 47 to 1198 code for a protein of 383 amino acids. Gene Ontology annotation, cellular component: external side of plasma membrane. The transcript has 7 exons.
GAAGCAGGACGGAAGACCACAGACCAACUAUUUGAGUUUAAGAUACAUGAAGGCAUUCGUCUCGGUGCUUAAAAUGUAUUCGGUUGCAGUUUUCAUCCUGCUGUGGACGGGACUGAACAGCGAGAUCCAUUCUCUCACUUACAUCUACACGGCCUUCUCCAAACCUCCCGGUCUCCCGGGCCUCCAUCAGUUCACAGGCAUGGGUCAGCUGGACAACAAGAUGAUUGAUUACUUUGACAGUGACUUGCAGAAGAAAGUACCCAAACAGGACUGGAUGGAUAAGCGACUGGCUGCAGAUUACUGGGAGAAAGGCACACAGUCCCGCCAGAGCAAGCAGCAGUGGUUCAACGUCAACAUCGACAUUCUGAAGAGACGAAUGAGACAGAACGACUCGGAAGUCCAUGUUCUUCAGUGGAUGCACGGCUGUGAGGGCGAAACCCAGCCCGACGGCAAGAUGAAGUUCAGACGUGGGAAGGACAUGUACAGCUAUGAUGGAAAUGACUUCCUGGCCUUUGACGACAUCCAUGAAGUCUGGGUUGCCCCAGUUCAAGAGGCACAGGAGACCAAGAGAAAGUGGGAUGAAGUCCAGGUCCUAAAAGAAUACACCAGAGGCUACCUGGAGAACGAGUGUAUAGAUUGGUUGGGCAAGUUCGUGGAGUACGGGAAUAAGGAGCUGAAAGAGGCCUCUCCACCUGAAGUGCACAUGUAUACAAAGAGCAGCCGUGUUGAGACAAACGUCUUUAUGGUGUGCUGGGCCACAGGAUUUCUACCCAAAGACAUAGUCUUGAACAUCAAGAGAGACGGCCGCGUUCUGGACGCCAUGGACGGAGUGAUGACCUCAGGCGUUCGACCAAACGGAGACGAGACCUACCAGAGAGUUGACAAAGUGGAGAUUUUGAAGAGCGACCAGGCAAAAUACACUUGUGAAGUGUACCACCCGGCAUCUGGGUUACGUGUUGAGGACGUUUGGGAUCUGGAAGUUCCCAGCCCUGAAGAAACCCACACAGAUGUUCUUCCUGUUGUUCGGAUCAUAGUCGGGGUCGUGGGGUUGAUCACUGGUACGCUGAUAGUGGUCCUGUGCGAGAGAGGCUUGAUCGGGUGUAAAAACAGGGACUCCUCCGUAGAUCCAGACAACGAAAACGCCAGCCCAGACAAAGAUGACCACGCCCUGUACGAGAACGUGGAGGAAGCAGUGUGACAUUCCAGAGUACGAAGCCUCAGUGUGCAGUUUGAAACCAGGAUUACCAUUAAAACUAACAUCAUUGCUUAUGCACUGUAAUCGGAAACUGUUGGAACUGUUACAUUGAAAAGAAAAAGUAACACAAGCUCAAUUUUUUAAGUUGAAAAAGAUUCUUGAUUGAACAGCUUUUUACAGUAAGUAUAUAUAUUUUUAUGUCUGUUUACUGUUUUAUGUGGCUGCACCUGUAUAUGCAGUUAUAAUUGUCUUUUGUCUGUUCAUAUCUGUUGUUGUUGUAAAUAAAAUAUCAAUCAUAAAAACAAGAA